Molecule: messenger RNA, 279 nt
Organism: Racocetra persica
Lineage: Eukaryota; Fungi; Glomeromycota; Glomeromycetes; Diversisporales; Gigasporaceae
Source: the annotation of a GenBank genome assembly
AUGGAAUUAAGUGAAAGCGAACCAUUACGACAACAACUCCAAGCAAAAUACAGAGAAUUACUAGGAGUAUCAUUAGAAAACUUAGAUAAGAUGCAUGACGUAGAAGAUGAAGAGGAACAAAUAAAUAUUACCAUUAAAAAUCCAUAUCAUGAGGAAUAUAAACCAACAGAAAACAAACCACGAGAUGUCGAAACAUUAGAAGAUAGAUGGUUACUAGAUCCAAACUUUGGACGAACAGUAGAAUGGAUAAAAGAGCAAGAUGAAGAUCAAUAUUCACAA